Coccidioides immitis RS is the source of this 345-nucleotide messenger RNA. RefSeq lists its product as uncharacterized. The transcript has 2 exons. The record is from RefSeq and is a predicted model, not a curated record. Lineage: Eukaryota; Fungi; Ascomycota; Eurotiomycetes; Onygenales; Onygenaceae. The coding region runs from base 1 to 345 and encodes 114 amino acids.
AUGCUCUCUAUGGGAUUUGGUCCCGCGAAGGACCAAGAAGAGCAAAUAGCACGAACUAUGAAGGCUCUUAAUGGAAUCGAUUUGCUAGAGACAUUUCAAUUCCAUUUUUAUUCUCGCAACUCGAAAGACCACUAUUCACAAAAGGGGUCUGCCUUUGUUUCUCACCCAGCUCCAGCUUACACGUGCACAAAACGGGCAGAUGUGUUCGCUGUCCUUUCAAAUGAAAGGGCUCGUAAGGACGCUGUCCCUUUAGCCGCUCCACUCAACGAGCAGAAGAUAUUCGAUGAUCGUGUGAUCGCAACAACCCUCAUAAAGGCUACUGCAUUCGCUUUUGUUGGCUAUUGA